Clonostachys byssicola is the source of this 2580-nucleotide messenger RNA. The record is from the annotation of a GenBank genome assembly. NCBI's taxonomy places the organism in Eukaryota, Fungi, Ascomycota, Sordariomycetes, Hypocreales, Bionectriaceae.
AUGCCAGUCGCGUAUCUGAAACGAAAGGCGAAGAUGGAGUCAAAUCCCAUCAUCGUACUAGCUAGCGAACCUGAGCAUGACCCAGAGAACCCGACCGUUCACUUGGGUGUCUGUUGUGAUGGCCCCGGAUGUUCCUUUGGUCAAUCCUACAUCAAGGGUAUCCGGUACAAGUGUGUUGUAUGCGAAAAUACUGACUUUUGUGAAAAUUGUUUUGAUAACGAGAACAACAAGCACAGCCGAUCUCACGCCAUGCUACGUUGUAUUACGGUGUCUGUUUCUCUGGAGAAGCAAGAUCAUGGCAAAACAAAAGAAGCGCUGCCUGCCGGGACCAUUCAGACUGUCACAACAGACCAAACAAAACCCCAGUUGCACGAACAAUCGGAAAAUAAUGAAGAAGUUAACAUCGAUCCCUCUUCCGCAAGCCGCACCCAAGUUCAGACUAUCGGAGAGGUCCCACCUGGACCAACUAUUGCAGAGUAUGUAACCAAAAAGGGUGGUGGUGUUGAAAAGCAUUUCCGUCCAAUUCAUCCGCCUGGUACCGCGAAAAUGGAAGGGCAACAGAAACCGGAGAAAGGCGUGAUUUUCCAGAAUCUCCUGACUCUGGAUGGCCUUAUCACGCUGGAGAAGUACAACUACAGUGCGAAACCUCAAUUUUACGAGCUACUCGCGGACGGGCAACGCGCGUCCCGUGUUAUAGACCUGGCUCCAGGCACUGGGCCAGAUAGGUUGAAGUGCACUAUCAGUGUAAUCAAUCUCAACGAGCCACCAGAAUAUGAGGCCCUGUCGUACACAUGGUAUCGGACGCCCGGCGACAGGCCUGCCAUAGACACAUGGUCUUCACAAGACGAUGAAGACCAUCGGGGCGCUCUAAGAUGGGACUUAAGCGUACCAAUGUUCAUUGAUGAAGACAAGUUCAUCGGCAUUAGCCCAGGCUUGAGAGAUGCACUGCGUGCUCUACGUCAUCCCACGAAAUGCAGAGUUUUAUGGGUAGAUCAGCUAUGCAUCGACCAGGGCAGUACAAAAGAGCGCGAGAUUCAAGUGAGAUAUAUGAGCCACGUCUACAGCAAAUCACAAAGAGUGGUUCUAUGGGUAGGAGAAGAAGAGCCGAACACAGAUGCCGCCUUUAGAAUUCUUCAAGCCCUCGGCAACUAUCUCACAAAGGUUCCGAAACCACCGACGCCAAAUUUACGAAACCUGAGCCAGAUCCCUGAUCUUGCAGACGUACCGGAUCUAUCCGCGGACUCCGUUGCGUGGAGGGCCGUCUACGAAAUGUUUAAUAGACCUGUCUUUCAAAGAGGCUGGGUCAUCCAAGAAGUCACACGGGGCUUAGAAGUUCUUAUUAAGUGCGGUCGACAUGAGAUUCCGUGGGCGAAAAUGAUGGCUGUUGUUUACACUCUUUCUCUUUCCCAGUCUCUGUCUCUUUUCUUAGACAAGAGAAGAGGAGUGACAAUAGAUACUGCGCCUAGACCCUAUCUACUCAUGAGCUUGGACAAAGCUCGGAUGAACUUCUGGUGGAAUGAAUUAGACGUGAAAUUGUUCACUUGUCUACAUGCGACAAAGCCGUUCAUGACAUCUGUCCCUCAUGACAAGAUAUAUAGUCUGAUUGGACUUCGAGAACCUGCUUUCGACAUUCAACCAAAUUACGAGCAGCCUAUUAUGGAGGUUUGCAUAGAAACAACAAAAUGGGUUCUGGCUAACGAAGGGAAUUUUUCCAUUUGCGUCCUAAAUCAACGCGAUGGGCAAUACGAUUUACAUAAAUCAGUGUGGCCAUCGUGGGUGCCCAACUUCGCAGAUCCAUUACCCGUGCCCUUGAGUUUAGCCUACGGACGCAGAUGCGGUGCAUAUAGGGCUGCUGGUGACUCCGUGGCCUCUGUUUCCUGGCCAGUGAAUGAGAAACCAAAUACCAUGGAGGUUUUAUCUUAUGAAUGCGGCACUAUCGAUGCUGUUGCAGAGAUUGUACCUGCAGAUUUCGGCUUUCUUGGGAGACUAACUAACUGGGCGUUGCACGCCGAAAGGCUUGGGCCUCUCUACCAAGGAUCCAUGACUACCGCCGAAGCUUUUCUUCGAACUUGCUGUGUGAAUUGUUCAACAGACUCGUCUCCUAUCUCCGCCGUGGAGAUUUCGACCCUUGCGUCCUCGCUCUCGAGUUUCGUGGAUGGGGCCGCGGCUGAUGAGCGAACGGUGGAAAGGUUUCACACUCCAUUCUUCCUCAGUAUGGCUAAGAUCGGAAAGACGGAACUAAAAGUUAGGAAUACGACGAAGGAGAAUCCCGCAGAAAACUCUGCGUUGACGAACGUCGCUACGGUAACUGGACGGAGGACCCUGUUUACCACCAGCAAUGGUUAUCUUGGGCUUGGGCCAUCAUAUAUGGCCCCGGGAGAUGCUGUCUACGUUAUUUCUGGAGGCUGCACACCUUUCAUCCUCCGGGAGCGGCCUAGUGGCAUUGCGCCCUCUGGCAAUGAUACACCCGACGCUAAGCUGGAGUACUCUUUAAUAGGGGAGGCAUAUGUUCAUGGACUAAUGUAUGGAGAAGUCAUGGAACGUGAGGGGAUGGAAUGGGCAAGCACAAGAAUUGCAUAA